UGUAAACUGAUGUGUUGGCUUGGAUGUGUUUUCUAAUUGCACUUUUAAUGUUUUUGAUUUAUGAUUAUAGUAAUCAUAUUUUUAAAGGGCUGAUGCUUGUUGCUUUUGAGCACCAUUUCCUGGUAGGAAGGAACAGGAUAAAAUAAAUAAAUGGCAAAAGUUGGGAAAGUGCAAUUCAGUGCCUUUCAGUUUGGGGAUGUGUGAAAUAGGAGAGUUUGCACUGAGAUGUAAACUAAAUCUCCCACAUCUCUGCCAGCAUAUCAGAAACGGGUGUCUUGUGGCCUUCAAUGCUUUGGCAUACAACUCCCAUUGGCCCUAGUCAGCAUAGCUAGUGGUGAGGUUCAUGGGAGGUGUGGGCCAAAAGGUUUCAGGGCUGAUUUGUCUCUUGCAUACCAAUAGCAAUCUCAGAUCCCUGUGUGUCCAAAGCAAAAACAGAACCAUUUGUGCGUCAGAUGAUAGUCUUUAGGAGAUAAAGCAUAAAAUGGGAGGAAAUCGGUAUAGAUUGUGCACGCUUAGUGAGCAUUACAUGCUGAACAUUGUGGAAAGAGAAUGACGAGAUAAAGCCAGCAUUUGCUGGAGAUGAAGCAGAGUGUUUGGAAUCUUGGCAUUCUAUACUGCAACAUUUUAUUGCACCCUGGCCUUCUUCUAGCACACCUCUUCCUUGAAAGGUGUGGAGGGAAGUUGAGCAUGAGAGUUGGGGGCUUUGCCUGGGGUGUAUGCUGCUUGUUCAGCUUUAGCGGCCCUUUCCUUUUUCCCUACAUAAUUUUUGAAAUGGUGUCCGCCAAGGCAGUGCUUCUCCGCUGAUCUCGGUUGCAUCUGGGGGUCUUUUCCCGCCAAGCAGUGCUGGAGUCAUGCAAUCUUGCAAGGUCCACUUGUGCAUUUCUGCCCCGAAGUGGCUCUUUUUCUGCUGGGUACAUCAGCAUCCCAUUAUGUGUUCACUCCGGGGAGAAUUUUAGCCUCAUUAAGGAAUUCUAUCAUUCAUGGUUUCUACUUUUUAUUUUUUAAAGGGUUUAGCCUCAUUAAGGAAUUCUAUAAUUCAUGGUUUCUACUUUUUAUUUUUUAAAGGGUUCCUUUGUUGCCGAUGACUUUGAUCUCACUGAUCCUGCAUUUUCAGAGGAUUAACUUAGCCACAUCCGGGUUCGGUUGAGCUUUGGGGGAAUGACCUAAUGUUCUUGUCUCUUGUUCUGUGGACCUGCUGAUGGGCUACACACCAAAUGGCCUUAUUUGUCCAUUCCCUCUUUAGCUUUACAUCUCGCUUAAUGCUAAGGCCUGUCUUGAACUCACCAGCAGACAUAAAAGUGCGGGUCUUUUUGCACUGCGAUCUUGCCUUUAAUUACUGUAAUAAAUGUGAUGGCCCUUUAGCUGCAUGCGGUUUGCCUGUGUGUGCACGUCCGUGACCCAUAAUAUUUAUUUAAUUAUAAACCCACCCCAGUCAUUUAAGGCUCAUGGCAGGUUGCAAUGCAAAAAGGAUGCAAUAAAAAGUUAAUUCAGGGGAACGAUUUAUAUGGUGUGAAGUGAGAAUUCACCUUUCAGCCAUUGCUUGUCCUAGUUCUGCUCACAGUAUAAAUACUGCGGGUUUGACUUUUGUGGAUCUGAUUAUUUGUGAGACUGCCAUCGGUAAUUAAAUGGGAGGCUUUUUCGAGUUCUGUGGCCUACUGUGGAAAAUUGCCAUCACUAUAGAGAGAGAAGAAGCAAAGGGUGAGAGAGGGGGACCUCUGAAGCAUGCGUCUUUGCCCUGCAUCCCAAGAGGGAAAUCCUCCGGCAUUUCCUUGGUGCAAAGAGGAGACCCUCGUGAGUGAAAGGGGUGGUCAGGGAAUAAGAACAUAAGAAAACAAAGAAGCGAUAAAUGACGAAGAGGAGCCCUGUUGGUUUUUCUACUUUUGCGAGGGUCUGUGCUCCUAACUCCCCUGAAUGUGGAGGGCUGACAUUUAACAAUAUCAAGGACUCUCACCUGGCAGCUCUUUUUGCUUUUGAUAUAGCAGGACAGCCUUCUAAAAGUGUUUGGUUUAAGGAGAAAAUUAAUAUAUGCUAUAGAUCAUUGUAGUGCAGCAUUCUCCAAUCUGUACUCCAGUGUUUUUAAUGUAUAGUAAACUGUGAUCUUGAAAGUGCCAAAUCAGAAGGGAAAUGCGUUAAUUGAAAGUGGAACUACAUGCUAUAUUGUAGCAAAGAGCCCAUCACUAUGAAGGGUGGUAUUUAAACCUCCCCAUUCUUUUGACCUCUCUUGUUCAACCUAUGAGCUCCUGCCCGGCUCUCUUCUGUUUAUAUCACUGGAUGACCUCCUCCAAUAUCACAGUGGACCUCUGCAAGCCAGAAACAGCCGUGUCCCGCCAGCCUCUCUGCCCUGGGACAAAAGACCUGUGGGAUUGUAGGUUCCCGUCCGUGGGAGGUGCUACUGUCUUGGUUGUGGACACAAAAGAGAGGAGCUGCCACCUUGACAAACUGCUGAUAUAAUUUAGAAUCCAAGGAAAGCAUGGAAGAGGCAGAAGAAAACCACAUUGGUCUGGAGGUAACCAAUAGCAGUCGCCAUGAGAGCAAAAGCCACCGGAUGGGUCUUCACCUGCUGAUAAAAAUGAUCAACAAGUCUCGAUGGAAAAUACUUGGGCUACUGGCUAUAUUUUUUGUCAUGGUGUGGUAUACAGUAUCCAGAGAAGAAAGGUACAUGCAGCUUUUUGCUUUCCAUUUUCAAAAUGACAAGAUGACUUGUCCUCUGGGAGAUGUGGAAAGGAAAGCUGCACAGCUCAUAGCAAAUUACACCAGGGAUCAUCCACUCUUUUUACAACUAAAGGAUUACUUCUGGGUGAAGACCCCCUCGAUCUAUGAGCUGCCAUACGGUACUAAGGGAACAGAGGAAAUUCUCCUUCGAGUCCUGGCAAUCACAAGUUACUCUCUUCCUGAGAGUUUACAAAGGUUGAAAUGCCGGAGAUGUGCUGUAGUAGGGAAUGGACACCGGCUCAGAAAUAGUUCUAUGGGACAAACAAUUAAUAAAUAUGAUAUUGUGAUCAGAUUGAACAAUGCACCAGUCCAUGGUUACGAAAAAGACGUGGGCUCUAAGACCACUAUGCGUCUCUUCUACCCGGAGUCAGCACACUUCAACCCCAAAACCGAAAAUGACCCCAACACACUGCUGGUAUUGGUGGCAUUCAAACCCAUGGAUUUCCAGUGGGUAGAGACAAUUCUUCAUGACAAGAAGAGACUUCGAAAGGGCUUCUGGAAACAGCCUCCCUUAAUUUGGGAUGCAAAACCUGAACAAGUGCGGAUUCUUAACCCAUAUUUUAUGGAAAUCACCGCUGCUAAACUGCUUCACCUUCCUGUGAAGCAGCUGGGGAGGUUAAAACAGAAACCAACUACGGGAUUAGUUGCCAUCACUUUAGCAUUGCACUUUUGUGACGUGGUACACAUUGCAGGCUUUGGAUACCCUGAUUCUGCCAACAAGAAGCAGACCAUACAUUACUAUGAGCAAAUUACAGUGAAGUCGAUGGCUUCUUCAGGGCACAAUGUUUCACAAGAGGCUUUAGCAAUAAAAAAGAUGCUUGAACUGGGACUCAUCAAGAACCUUACUUACUUCUGAUGGAAUAAGGACUGCAGACCACCCGCCUCCUUCAGCCGGCUGCUGGACCAACCAGAAUGUGUUGUGGCUGGUAGCAUCUCCCACAUAGCUGUCCCUUCCCACUGGUGCAGAGGCCCUGCAACUUUGCUCGAAUGACGUGCAGGCCCAGGUAGAGAUGAGUUCUUCUUAGAUGCACCGCCAGUUAAGAGAAGAGAUAGUCUGGGAAGAGGCUGGAUGGCCGUGACUGCCAUUGGAGGCAGAUGGACACUGUCCUCUGCAGAGGUGACUUGAUUUGGACAGUCCAUUAGUUCCUUGGCUUCACAGUGGGACGCUUAGAAACUUCAUCAGGAGCAGCAGAGAUGCGCCUUGUGUGGGGCCAGUGCCAGUGCCGAUGGUGGGCCUUCCCACAAACAUUCCCACGGGGGUCAGGUGAUCCCUCCCUGGCAUGUUGCUACAGUUACCACUUUUGCCUUCUCAGUCCACGAGAUACAGUGGUGGCUGUUUACUUUUCUAUUUAAGUUACAACCAGCUCAGGUGACAGCGUAUGGAGCAGGAGGCAGUUCAAUGAAGGAUUGUUAGCUGUUUGCCACCUUUUCCCUUUCUGUUAACAUGAAGAUGAGGCAAAAAGACUAGUUCAAGUCUCCCUGUCCAGCAGAAGAGUUUAGGUUGCCCAAGAGAACCAUUCUUACAUAUGGAGGGAGCUGAUAACAAUGUUGCUUUCUCAUCCCACUGUUGUGUCAUUUUGGGGGAUAUUGUGGCAUGAGGAAGAAUACCCUACAGUAUUGUUUGCAGUCUAAAUACUAAAAACAGUGGAGUGGAACCAAACAUUUGGUUUUUCUGGACAUGUGGUUGAAAGUCUAUCUUCCUUCUGUGAAGGGGAUCUGUGUGUGCCAGCCCCCUGUCCAGUAUCCCAAGGCUGUAGGCAUCUUUCCUCCAGUAUGUGGGAAUUAGUUCCCAGCAGGUAUAGGACAACAGGACAAAUGACCUCUCCUGGCAAAACUGAGCCUAGAAGGAAUGGGGAGAAGACGGCAUAGUGAGACAGCAUGUGUCCAUUUAUCGAGAGAAGUAGCAAAUGUUGUGUUAUUCCCCACUGGCGGAACAGACGUUGUAUAGCACUUUCCCCCAUUCUUUCCACGGUUAGCAGACAAGUGUUCGGAAUGCUGGCUCUUCUCAGGGGGCUGCACAUGGGGUGAAUGUCGAAGAGGCAGGGAAGGGUGGUGGUCCAGGCAUUUCAGGAACAGGCCCCAGCUCAGAGGUGCUUGCCUGCUCUGGGACAUCAGAUCAGUGCUUGGAAGAUCCCAACACUGAGAUUAAAAGAAUGAAGAAGUGGGGCUACCAUAGUACAAAAUGGAGCUAUGUGUUUUAAAGGAGCACAGGAGUGUCCAGUUAGUUAAGGCGAGUCGCAAAAAGGAAAAACAGAAAUGCUCUGCCAUUACAUGCCUCAAAAUCCUGCUUCUUAUAAAUGCGAAACCUGUAGAGCUAAUAGCCCGAAACGCGGCAUCCAUCUACGUAAUGACCUCUUUGGUCAUGCAAAAUUUCUAACUGAGGCAUAUCAUUUAUUUCUGCCAUAUCUGGGAAAACUGUGCAGGAAUCAGUCCCCACCCCCAAUUUUUUUUAAUGUCAGCGUUGGGAUUAAAAUUAGUUGCUAUUCCACCAGUGAAGUGUGCUUAUUGCUGGUUAAAGGGUCUGGAUUGUUUCCUGUUAGGUCUGGAGCCUUUUGUUUCAUCCAUUGGGGGAGAAUUCAGGGUGAGUUAAAUUACUGGAUGAGUCCCCCGUACACUGCCACCACACCUUGUAUGCACAGCCAACGUGCCUUAGCCAUUACUGCAAGUGCCCAGCUUCCAGGGCUCUGCUGGGAAUGACAACCCCCAAUGGCUUGGGCCAUUGCAUCCAUUGUUCAGAAGUGGUUGAGUAGGCUGGGUUGCCUGGGUCGUGGCCCAUGGGAUGCCCGGGGUCCUGACCCGGGGCUGGUUUGUCACCUAAAUCCAGACUGUCCCUCAUGGGUGACAGGAUAAGAGAGACCUUUCUCCCAAAGCUUAUGAUUCCAGAAGGGUUCGAAUCCCUCAGAGAAUGUUGGAAGUAUCUUUCCUGACUAAAUGAUACUGCAGUUCAGUGUUAAAUAAUUUAAUAAAUUUAAUUUAAAGCCA
Molecule: messenger RNA, 5694 nt
Organism: Varanus komodoensis (Komodo dragon)
Lineage: Eukaryota; Metazoa; Chordata; Lepidosauria; Squamata; Varanidae
Gene: ST3GAL4
Product: ST3 beta-galactoside alpha-2,3-sialyltransferase 4
Exons: 13
Coding region: 2471-3568 (365 amino acids)
Biological process (GO): glycolipid biosynthetic process
Molecular function (GO): sialyltransferase activity
Source: RefSeq, a predicted model, not a curated record